This is a messenger RNA of Pseudocercospora fijiensis CIRAD86, 228 nucleotides long. RefSeq lists its product as uncharacterized. The record is from RefSeq and is a predicted model, not a curated record. The transcript has 2 exons. NCBI's taxonomy places the organism in Eukaryota, Fungi, Ascomycota, Dothideomycetes, Mycosphaerellales, Mycosphaerellaceae. Bases 1 to 228 code for a protein of 75 amino acids.
AUGCACUUCGACAUUGUGGGGCCAUAUCACAUUCAAGGCAAUAGUGAAUCCUACAUCUUCAAAUGGGAAAUGCCAACUGAGUUCAUCAACAUACAUAAGAUGAUUGAGAAGUCCGAAAACUACAAGGCCGACAGCGAAUUCUGCAAGCAUGGCGAAGUUAUGUAUACGAUGCAAACAGUCGAGAAUCCGUCUUCUUUGGCGAUCCACACGACCUCGAGACAUUGUUGA